AUGCUGCUGCGGAUCCGCGCCGACGGCGGGCGCAAGCUCGCCAAGAAGACGGGCAUGGCCGCGAUGGUCGACGCCAAGCCCGACCCGUACUUGAUCGUGCGCAUCGACGGCAAGAGCACCGUGUUUCCGGUCGUCGACGACGUGGACGCGGCCGAGUUUCGAUGGGGCGAUGACGCCGUCCGCGAUCUUCCGUGGCCAGCGACGGCCACCGAGAUGGAGAUCCACGUCAAAGACAAGGAUCUCAUCUCGGACCACCACAUUGGCGCCGCCAGAGUCCCUUUGGCGCCGAUCCGCGACGCGCUCGCAGCGCCGGGCGCCAAGACCUCGCGCAACAUUGACCUCGAUUUUGCCGACGAGAAGCUCAAGACCAAGAAGUUCUCGGGACAAAUCACACUCACGUUCGAGUGCAUCGACACGACGCCAGCGCCUGCUGCAACCAAAGCCGCAGCUUCAGCAGCCAUACCCGACGCAAAGGAAUCAGUGCCACAGGCAGGGCUAGCACCGCCUGAACCGAAGCCCGUUGUCGCCAACCCGACGCCAGCAGCUCCCGAAGCGACGCCAAUCGUGGCCGACGUCAAACCAGCCGCCCCAAACGCUGCUGCCUCCGUGGCAACUGACGCCGCGAUCGCAGUUGCCCCCGGUCUUGCUGCCUCCGAUACCCCCAACGCGACGGCCCCUCCGUUGAGAGAAGCCAAAACAACAUUGUCCGCAGAGGGCUUGGCGCCUCUUCAGCCGUCCAAAGCACAGAGUCAGAAAGGCAGUUUGAAAAAGGCCGCGGCCAAGAUCAACGCGCUGACGCCUCUGUCGAUGCAACCCAGUGCCAAGACCACGACGCCGGCGGUGGCGGUACCCGCGGCAGCUGCGGGUGCACCACCGUCAUCACCUGCCAGGAAGGCGUCGAUGGCGCCCGCAGCAGAAACUACAGCGCCAAGGCAUCACCUCGUGCGCAUCCAGGCCGUCGGCGGUCGCAACCUCGCGCCCAAGUCGCGUCUCGAGCGCUUGGUGGACCAGUACCCGGACCCGUACAUCACGCUGGUCGUCGGCAGCGACACGCGCGUGUACCCUGUCGUCGACGACGUCAAAACCGCCGAGUUUACGUGGGGCGAGGACGCGGUGCAGGAAUUUGAGAUUCCGACAAGCGCCAAAAGCAUCGCCGUCGCGCUGCACGUCAAGGACAAGGACCUCGUGCUCGACCAUUACAUUGGCGGCACGGCCUUCACACUCGACUUGGAGACGCUCUUGGCCGCGCAAGCGCUCCCCGACCUCGUCUACACCCUCGAGUACGACAGCCCCGCGUUUAAAACCAAAGCCAAAACCACCCGCGGCGAAAUCCUCUUGUCCUUCUUCCUCGUCGCCGCCGUCCAGACCCCAGCACCGACACCGGCCGCGACUCCAGCGCCGACACCGACCGCGACUCUAGCGCCACGACCUGACGUGGACCCGGCACUAUCGCCUGCGAACGCACCGGCCUUGAUGCCGGAACCGACACCCGCCGAGACACCCGCCGAGACAUCAUUGCCGCGCCGGUCCAGCGUCGAAAGCCGCGUCUACAAAGGAUCGCUGCAAGUGAUUGCCCAUAGCGCCGACGGUAUUCCGAUCCCGCCGCGUAAAAUGCUGAGUCUCGACCGCCUCGCCGACCCGUACGUGCUCUUGAAGCUCGGCGCUGCGUCGGCCGAGCUUCCGCAGGCCAAGGACGGCCACGACAAGCCCAAGUGGCACAACGCGCUGCACCUCUUUGAGUACAUGGAUUCGAGUCUCGUGCCGUGGAUGGACGUGCUCAUUUACGACAAGAACUUGGUGUUCCACGACAGCUACCUCGCGGGCGCGCGCUUGUCGCUCGCCGAUGUGCUGGCCACCGUGACGCCCGAGCUUCCGUGUGUCGUGACGCUGCCGUUGAACCUCGACAAAUCGCUGCAGCCGACCGACAAGGCGAUCGGUACGAUUACACUCUCGCUACUCUACACGCCCGACGACGCCAACCGCAUCAACUGGACGGGUCCGUCGGUCGGAUGCAUUGGCUUUGCCAACCUCGCGCUCAGCGUGACCGGCGACCUUGUCUCGCCCAGCAUGGAGCUGGUGCUCGACGUGAGCAUUCGCCGACACGUGCUGGCCACCGACGGAUUUGUGACGCAGUCGACGGACCCGGUCGCCGGCGCCGAGGCUGUCGCAUGGCUUGAUACGGCGCUGUGCGUGCCGUAUAGUCUCUACCUCCACGAAGGCGUCACGAAGGACAAGUGUCCCAUGGUGCUCUUUUUUCUGCGGGACCGCGCGGCAAUCCUCCACGACAAGCCGAUCGCUCUCGGGCACGUCAACUUGCUCGAUGUGUUGGGGCUCCACACGACCAAGCACGUCGUGCUCCUGAGCCAAAACAGCACUCGGUCUGGCCGCGCGAUGCUCAGCGUAGCGGUCGCCCCUGCCGAGCCGCCGCGCGGCACCAGUGCCGACUUUGCCGCGACGCCCGGGCGACUGCGCGUCUUCUUGCUCGGUGCGACACUACCUCGUAGUAGCAGAAAGCAGCACGAGAAACUUCGCCUCGCGUUAACCGCCCCGGCGACGACCGGCGCCAGUACCUCUGUUCAAACCGACACGGUGGAUCCGACGGCCCAUGGCGCGUUGCUCGUGCUCAACAGCGUGCUCGAGCUGCAGUACCUCUCGUCGCACGUCGCCAAAGCGAGCGAGUUUGCGCCGACGCUGUCGCUCUUCAAUCAAAGUAGCAAGCUGCUCUGCUCGGUGCCGCUCCCGGUGCUCUCGCUGCUUGAGCAACAUGAACACAACGAGUUUACACUCGAGCUCCAGCACGAUGCGUCGACCAUGUGCGUUCUCUCGAUGGCCCUGACGGUCGAGCCGAGCACGCUGCCACCAGAGACGAUCGCUGCCGUCGCAUCGGCUGUCGACUUCGGCCCCGGGUAUCUCCAUAUGGUGGUCCUCCAGGCCGACGCCGUCGUUCUGGACGGCGGUGCUUCGAUCACGGACCUCGACCCCGAAGUCCGCGUGAGCAUCAAGCCGCGGUACACCAAAGACAAGCGGGUGACUUCCAGUGCCAAGACGCGGCCGCUGGAAGUCGUCGCACCCAACCCUUCGUGGCACGAGUACCUCAAACUCGAGUUCAUUCCGUCGGACGACCCCGCAACGCUGCACGUGCCACCCACCGUGACCUUUUCUCUCAACGAAAUCAAGCCCCCGGGCGAAGACAGCGUCAUGCAUGUACUGGGGACCGCCGACCUCCCGCUGGCGGCCUUCUUGCCGGCGACCGUUGACGCCGAGCCCUUUGCGACCAAAGUCGACCUCCUGAGAGGCGGUGCGUCGGUCGGCGGCCUCUGCAUUGUGGGUAUCUUCGAGUCGCUCACGGCGCCCGAUGAGACACGCAAGGCAGUGCACGCGCACGCCCGCCGUCUCCGGACGACGACCAUGUCGAUCGAUGGCGUGUCGUCGAGCGCCGGGCGACCGGGACGCUUUGAAGUGCAUUUGUUGCACGCCACGGGUCUCCACCACCCGCCGCACGAGCCGAUUGCUUGCGAUGUCUGUGUCGCGUCCGCGAUCGAUGAGAUUGUCCGCGUCGAGUCGCAGCCCGACGAGAGCAGCACCGGCGAGCUCGUGUGGGACCGCCAGUUGACCCUCUUUACUCACACCGCAGCGUCCGACUACCUCCGUCUCGACUUUUUCGUUCGGUCCAUCAUGAUUGGGUUUCUCAAGGUCCCGAUUGCUACGUACAGUCAAAUGCCGCGCAAGGCGUGUCGCGAGCUUCACGAUAUCGUGCUCAAGACCAAGGACAAGGACGCGCGAUCCAAGCCCCAGGCACUGCUGGAGCUCGCGUUCUUUCCCGACGAAGCGCUUCCGACGUUCGCGCCGACGGCCACCCGCCGAAGCGAAACCGGUCGCUUGCUCCUCAAGUUGGAGGCGCUCGAGCCCACCGCGGCUGAUCUUCUGGAGAAGAAGCUCGCCUUGCGCUGCACAUUGCUGUACGCCAAUGGAGCCAGCGUCGUGUCGCUGUUCCAUGUCGGUACGAAAGCGGCGCCCAAAGUGGCCUACGGCGACGUCCUCGAGCUCGUGGUACCCGACAAGUAUACGCAACACACCUCGUCGCUUGGCACGUGCCCGCUUCUGCGCCUCGAGCUCAUCAACGGCAGCUCGGCGUUCGGGAAGGAGGCCGUGUCGAGCGACGACGUUGCCAUCCAAAGCCUCCUCUUCCACCCGCACAUGGUGCUGACCAAGCGACUGCCCUUGUCCACGCUCGGCGCAACACCCUCGUGCGUUGGCUACGCGCGCGUCCAGUUGGUCUACAUACCAUCCAAAGCCAUCGAGUACUUUGCGAUGCCCGACGACGACGACGAUCGAAGCAUGCUGUUGCCGCAGCGCGGCGUGCUCUCUGUGCGCGCCAUCGCAGGCCGCAACCUCGAAGAAGUCGAUGCGCUGGGCGAACAAGACCCGUACAUCCAGCUGCGCACGCUGCCGCGGACGUAUGCAUCGACGACGCCGGCGUUUGCCCAGAGCGCCGUGUGUUUGAACAGCGGCCGCCACCCGGUGUGGAACUCGCCCGUGUUUCCGCUGCUGGUGGACGAUGUGCACACGACGCUCCUCUCGAUCGACGUGCUCGACUCAGGCGAAGAAGACCACGUCCCCGACGCCCUCAUUGGCAGCUCGAGCGUCAGCCUUGCCGCUCUCUUGGCGGCUCGCAGUGUCGACGACGACGCGUCACGCUGGAGCGAAGGCUGGUUUCCGAUCGUUGGUCGUGGCGCGGACGCUGGCACCGUGCGCCUCGAGUACCGCUUCAUACCGGACGACGACGCGCGGCUGCAACGCGAGCCGCCGACGCAGUACACCAACUGCGUCGGGGGCUCUGGCACGCUGCACCUGCGCCUCCUCCGCGCGCGCCACCUUCCCUGCACGCCCGGCAUGACGCCGGCACUGCGCGCGCUCGUCGAUGCGUCGCCAGGGUUCUGCCACGUCACGCGCGCCGAAAAGAAGAACAUUCUGCACCCCGUGUUCGAGGACGCUACGUCGUGUGCGCUGCGCUGGACCGCCAAUUGCAGCGAGAGCGUUCGCUUGGAGCUGCAUAUUGUCGACGUCAGCGCGCACGUGGCCAGUGCAAGCUUGCCGAUUCUGGCGCGAACGACGCUGGAUCUCGCCCCAUUUGUGAUUCAUCCGCGCGAGGUGCACCAGGCGUGGCACCGCCUACGGUCCUCGUCCAACGAAGCCAACGAGGGGCCGUCCGUCCAAGUCGCUCUGCAGUUUAUUCCGUCCUCGGAUUCGACGUCGACGCCGUUUGCCGAGCCCGUGCCCGAGAUGGUGUCGGGACAAGUGCAUGUCAAGAUUCUGGAAGCGGCGUUCCGCUCGGCUGCCGUCGACGCGCCGAGCGUGCACGUGGAGCUGCGCACGGGCAACCACGUGCAAGCCAGGAGCACGGCGGCGUACGUGUCGCCGUCCGACGACUAUGCGCGCAGUGUCUGGGACGCGUCGAUGCUCUUUGACUGCCAAACGUUACCAGAGGCUGGCUUGCCGACGCUGCGCUUCCGCGUCGCCAACGCUGCCACGUCAUUCGGCGAGCUCGAGAUGCCACUGUUUCCGUUUGUGCUGGCAAAAGGCCACCUCUGCAGUGCGUGGUACCCCUUGUACCUCCAGCACCAGCUCACGGCGCAGCUCAAGGUCGAGGUGCAGUUUCUUCGCACGCAGAGCACCCAGCCGCCGCCACCUGACCUGAGUUUCCUCUCGAUCGAGGUCGUGGAAGGCCGGCAUUUACGAUUGGCGCAUGAUGGCGUCGACGCCCAAGACCCGUUCGUGGAGCUUACGCUUCUGGACCACGUUGUGCAGACCAAGCCCCACGUCGACGGCGGGCGGGAUCCAACCUGGAACGAGACGUUCGAGGUGCCACUGACAUCAUGGUCGGACGCGAGCAACCUCCCCACGCUAACCAUUUCCGUGCGCAACGCCGAUGCGAAAAAGCAUGGGGCUGGAGUCAUUGGCGAGUGCCACUGGGUCGUUCCGAAAGAUGUGCUUCACGACGGCAAGCUGCGGGAUGUGAUUCUCAAGCUCACAGGCGCUUCAGACGGCGUUGAUGUUCGUGACGACGUCGGUGACGGCAACGGCGACAUACAGCUGCGUCUCAAGCGUGGCAAGUUGCCGUCGGUGGUCUAUGGGGACGCACCGUCGGCGUCCCUUAUGUCGGCCGGCGAAACGUCCGGCGAAGCUGGCCGUGCGACCAACAGCGCCGGCAUUCUGUACCUCUUUUCGCGGGCCCCGCCGAUAGAGUCGGUGACCGUCACAGUCGCCACCGACGCAAUCGAAGCAAGUCCCGCGACACAAGUGUCUUUGGCCGACGUGGGUGUCGUGCGAGUGCCGACCCACACGGAGGCGCUCAAGCGCAGCCUGCCGCACCCUGCCACGUCGCUGCGUCUAAGCACAAGCGUCGGCGCCAUGACCCUGAGCGCCGACUACCUCCGCACCGUCCUGGCGACUCCACUGCGUGAAUUUCGCGACACGUAUGCCCUGAGUGCAACUGAUGUGGUCGACCUCAGCCUCGUCUACGCCAAGCCCGUGCAAGGGCUGCUGCGCGUGAGCUGCGUUGCGGUCGACGACGUGCCGCUGGUGCCGGGCACGUCGUACUACGCCGAGUGCCGCAUUCUGCGCAACAGCCCUUGGACCAAGAGCCCACUCGUCAAGGCACAUACGUCGACCAACUUGACGUGGAAGACGACGCUCGCGCCGCGGGAGCUCGCGUAUAGUAACCUCACCGAGGCGUUGCCGCCGCAGGCGCAGUGCGUGCUGUACGCUGCGAGCGGCGACGAGAGCGCUGUCAAAGUCGCGUACGCCCAAGUGUCGCUGCUCAAGUACAUUUUGGCGCCCGGCACGUUGUUUCCGGACGACGUCGUGCCCCUCAGUUGCGUGACCGGUCGCCCCCGAGACACGCCGAGUCUGCACCUCGCCAUCGGCUUUUUCCCAACCGUCGCGGACGUCGCCGACGACAACACGAUGCUCCAGGCCGUCGAGCUAGCGGAAGGAACGGCGGCGCUCAAGAAGGCCUUCCUUCUCCUCGGCGGUGACGCCACCAAGCCGAUCGCGAUCGACAUCUUUCGAGCGCACGCGCUGGCAAGCGACCAGUGCAUGCACGUUUUGGGGCACGCGGCCGAGGCGAUCGGCGGCCUCGACAAGCUUUUUGCGGCGAUGGACGCCAACAAAGACGGCGAGAUCUCGUGGGAAGAGUACCUCGACUGCAUGCAGACGGUGCAUUGCCUCGCGGAUGCAGUGCUCGCCAAGCCCGACGUGGCGGCCGCAACACUAGACGACCAAGACGACGAGAGCGACGAGGACGUGGUGGUGGCGCCAUCCGCUGAAGAUGAGCCAGCUGAUGAGCCAGCUGGCAAGGAUGGCCAGUCGGCUUCGGUAUCCGUUCCCCCCGCUGUACCGACUCCAUGGGCGACGUUCGAGCCCAUUGCGCCGCUUCCAAUCAACACCAAGGGCAUGUCAGAUGCGGACAGUGACGACGAUGCGCCGACAAGGCAUGACAACAAGAGGAAAGGACCUCCGCCCAUGAUUCCAGUACCCAAAGCGUCGUCCUCAGCGGCGUUUCCAAGUGCACCGGCGGCCAAGGCCUAUGUCGCCAAGGCCAAUGUCGCCAAAGUGGCGUCAGCACCGGUCGUCCGAGUCAACGAACGAGAGAUCGCCACGUGGAAGGUCGGCGACGUGGCGCAAUGGCUCGAGCAUUCGAUAGAGCUACCGCAAUACAUCACGAGCUUUCGAGACGCGUCCGUGGAUGGUCCGCUGCUCUUGACCUUGAGCCAAGACGAUUUAGUGCAUCAACUGAGCGUGCAGCAGCCGUUGCACCUGCGCAAAUUGGUGGCCAAGAUUGCCGACCUCCAAGACAAGUAUGGCUCGGAACCACCAGUACUCCGGGCGUCGUCGAAGCACCGACACACGUCGCGAGUGCCCAAGACGGACGCCGCGCGCCUCGAAGACGCAACGCUCCACGAGCUCGGUGUCCACAGCAUCCAGCGCUCCAAGCUCGACGUCAAGGUCAAGGACGCGAACCGCAAGAGCAAGGCCGCGACUGCGAUCGCUGCGGCCGACCGCCGGCAUUGGAACUUCGAGUACACGGGCGCCCCGGCGCCCGAAGCGCCCGUCUCGGUCGUCCAGCGCCUCAGCAAGGUCUUGUCCCAAGACAAGUCGGCGUUCGAAGGCGCGAUGGACGACGUCCUGGCGCAAGUCGGCGUGCAUCGCUCGACACCACCGCUCUUGCGAGUGCCUCUGAUCACAACCACCGACGAAGCCGUCGAGAUUCUCAAACAGUCGAUGUGGCGGCUUGGCCGCGACUGUGUGCGCGCCGAGAACGACCAGCGGCAGCGCGACGACGAUGCUGCGAGUGACUUUGGGGACGCCCCCGAUGCGCGCUUAGGGGACGCACCGCAUGACGCAGCCGACGUCAUGAGUGUCGCGUUUCGCGAGUUCACGCGGCUUGAAAACAACGGCGCUCGCUGGCUCAAGGACAGCGCGCCAGCCGACGCCAAGCUCUCGCGCCUCAAGUUCCAAGGCGGGCUGCGCUCGCUUCUCCGCAUUGAUCUCUCGUGGCAUCAAUUUGAUGAACUCUUUCGACGGCUCGACCGGCGCAAGCUCGGCGAGCUCACGCUCCCGGACUUUGUCGCUGCGUUCGGCGACCCGACGCCGGGCAGCGGCCUCUCGAACGACAUGCGCGUCGUCAACGAAGCGCUCACUCGCAUGGUGGAGCGCCUCGACGACCUCGGACUGACCUUGUUGCAGGCGUGGCAGGCCUUUGACCGGGACAACUCGGGCGCGGUAUCGCCGGCCGAGUUUGGGACGCUCGUCAAGUUCCUCACGCACGUCGAGGGCCGGGACGACCUCACCAAGCACCAAGUGUUUCUCAUGAUGGGAGCGCUCGACACGUCGUGCGACCGCCAGAUCCAGCACGCCGAGUUCCUCCGGUUCGUCUUUCUCGUCUGGUCGCACCGCCUCGGGCAGCUCCAGGAGUACAUUGCGCGCCACGAAGCAACGUACGCCAAGCACGCUCACUCGAACGAGUUUGACGCCAACUUUGAGCUCGUGCUGCAGCGCAAGCAGGCGCUGCGGCGCGCGCUGCGUCAAAACUUCUCACGUCCCUUCCGAGACGCCAUGCGCUGCGCCCCGGUCGCGGUCCCUGGCCCCUUCCAGAACCUGCUCGAGAAGCUCCACCUGGCGCCCCCAAGUGACGAACACGCACAUCAUGCGACGCAAGUGUGGCAAGUGCUCCAAGGCGGGCCGCUUCCAGCCGAGACGCCCAUCGAGACCCCGUUGUUGACGUCGAAAAACGUAUUAUACUACGACGAUCGCUUCGGCGACCGCAAGCGACCGCACACCAACGAGCUCGUGGUGACGAAGCUGCGUCGGCAACGGGCGCCCGAGCGCAGCCACAGCGUGCUGCGCGCGCCCGUGGCGGUGGCACUCGACCAAGCCCAGCAGUUGACGUUCGACAGGAAAACGCACCGGGCGUACAAGUAG
This is a messenger RNA of Saprolegnia parasitica CBS 223.65, 9483 nucleotides long. RefSeq lists its product as hypothetical. The transcript has 24 exons. The record is from RefSeq and is a predicted model, not a curated record. Gene Ontology annotation, molecular function: calcium ion binding; protein binding. The coding region runs from base 1 to 9483 and encodes 3160 amino acids. Lineage: Eukaryota; Oomycota; Saprolegniomycetes; Saprolegniales; Saprolegniaceae.